AUGCCAUCUGUCAACAGAAACACCACGUCUCGAUGGUAUAACAACGGAUCUGGCAAUAGCAACAUAAUAUCCGGGAUCUGUAGCCCUGUGAGAUCACAAAGGCCAUAUGAUAAUGAAAGCACAAUCUCUGGGAGAUCUAGCCUUCCAAAAUGUAUCUCAAAUGUCACGUCCCCGGGCAACAGAAAUUCAACGUCUUGGAUGUCCUGCCUAGGAACUCCCACCGCCGUGCGUUGUGAAUCUCCUGUACCGUCAACGAACAGCUCUCACACCUCUUUAUUUCACUUACCACCAUUUAAAAAGUGUGCCACAACAAGUUUCAAAUGGAAUGAUUUAGAUGGCUCGGAAGCAUGCAAGGAAUUGUCCAGAAUCUAUGACGACGUUGUCUUUUGGAGAAAAAAUCUGUUCCUUGUACCUUCAGGACGAGUUGGAAAAGAUUUUGUUUCUGAAAUGUGUAAUCUUUUACAAGCAUAUAGCAAUGCAACAGCUAUGGAAGUUAUUGCACUGAAAGCUUUCGUUGUCUUGCAAGUCCUGUUGUUGCAAAAGCCGAGUGCAAAAUCAAAGAGCAGGGAUCACGUCCAUCACCUCCAGCGUCGGCUGAACUUGUGGAAGGAAGGAAGAUUUGAUGAGUUGUUUAGGGAAGGAAAAGCUAUACAGCAGCGCCUAGAGUCAUCAAAGAAACCCCCUUCAAAUCAACAGAUUAAACGAAUAUUCAGUCGCCUAAUGGUUCAAGGCAAGGUGAACGCUGCUCUUAGAUAUUUGUCAGACAAUACCAAUGGAGGAAUCUUGGCAAUGGAUGAAAUAGUGGAAGGGUCUGAUGGUCAAACUGCCAUGAAUGUUCUCAAAGAAAAGCACCCAGCCUCGCAACCAACACCAAACUCGGCACUUCUUCAAGGACCAGUCAAUGACAUACCAGCAGUUAUAUUUGACCAGAUUGAUGGAGAUGCCAUCAAACGAGCAGCUCUAUGA
Molecule: messenger RNA, 966 nt
Organism: Corticium candelabrum
Lineage: Eukaryota; Metazoa; Porifera; Homoscleromorpha; Homosclerophorida; Plakinidae
Exons: 1
Coding region: 1-966 (321 amino acids)
Source: RefSeq, a predicted model, not a curated record